Molecule: messenger RNA, 3300 nt
Organism: Chenopodium quinoa (quinoa)
Lineage: Eukaryota; Viridiplantae; Streptophyta; Magnoliopsida; Caryophyllales; Amaranthaceae
Product: protein EARLY FLOWERING 3-like
Exons: 4
Coding region: 845-2947 (700 amino acids)
Biological process (GO): regulation of photoperiodism, flowering
Source: RefSeq, a predicted model, not a curated record
AAAAAAAAAAAAAAAAAAAAAGGGAGUUUUCUAGCUCUAAUCAAACAGGACCCACAAAGCUCAACAACACUUUUUGCUCUUUCCUCUUUUCUACAAAGAAAAAAGCUUCAAUCUUUCUAUCAGAAAAUCCCUAAUUCUGCAGAAAAAAACAGCAUCAUUUCAUGUUUCUCUCUCUAGAAUUUAUUCCUUUCCUCUCUCUAGAUUAGAAAUAUCCAUUGAUUUCUUGUCUGUUAUUGUUGAUUUUUUUUCUUAAAUUGGGAAAACUCUUUUUCACUGCUGUGGGAUAAUUUUCUCAGGUCGGUGAGCUUUUUGACUGAAUUGGAGGAGACUUGCUUGUUCCCAAGGAGGAUAUUUAACAAAUAUUUUGGCUUUUGGGUCUGCUAAAAAGCUGAGGGAUUUCAAUUUUAGGGUAAAUUUUCUGGGUUUUAUUUCCUCUUUGAAGAUUUUGAUUUAUUUUUGUUCAUUUUCAGUUUGAAUUCGGGCUGGUAGUUCUCAAUUGAUUGCAAUUUCUGGCGAUUUGGGAUUCUGGGUAUUUGAAAUUUUCAGGUUUUGUGUUUAAUUUUUGUGUAAUUGGGUUUCAGUUUACUACUAGAUUUGAGGGUUUUGAUUGAGGGUUUGUUUGUUUGAUGAGUGAAUGGUGUAAUUGGGGUUUGAUUGAGGGGUUGUUUGCUUGGUAAUUCAAUGGGGUGAUUGGGUUUUUUCGAUUAAGGGGUUGUUUGUAUGGUGAUUUAAUGGGAUAAUUUGGGGUUUUUUUAGGGUUUGAUUGCAAAUUUUGUGGAUAAUUGGGUUUUGAGCAAGGUAGUGAGUUGAUUUAGAGGAAUUUAUAGAGAAGUGGGGAAAGAAGAUGAAGAGAGGGAAAGAUGAUGAUAAAAUGAUGGGACCUAUGUUUCCAAGAUUACAUGUCAAUGAUACAGGGAAAGGAGGUCCAAGAGCACCACCUAGGAAUAAGAUGGCUCUCUAUGAGCAGCUUACAAUACCAUCCCAACCGCGGUUCAAUUCCGGUGCUCAUCACAAUAGCAACAACACUAUGGCUCCUUCUACCUCAACGAUGCAGGGUACUGGCCAUGAACAAAGUAUGUACUUCCCUCUUUAUUGGCCACCCUUAGCCUCAUCUUAUGACGAGGUUCAAGUUAGUCGUCCUGAAGUGGUGGAUGCAAGAAAUCGACCGGUACAAGGGGAGAAUCGGAAGCAGCAAUUGGAAGAGGAUGAUUUUAUGGUCCCCAUAUUUUCUCAACCUGGAAUUAAGCUUUAUAAUGGCAAAACUCAGAAUAAUAUGCACGAGGGAAGACGCAAACAUCCAGGUUCAGGUCAUUCAACAGCGCUUCCAAGUCCCGGUGAAAAAGAAACUGACCACAGAAAUAGUGGAGACUUCAUCUCUAAGCAGCAAAUAAAAAAUCUAGAUGGAAGAAGUUCAAGAGUAUAUGAUGCCCCUACUAGACACUCAUCUGAUAUAUUGAUGAGGGAAAAGGAUGACUGGAGGAAAGAUGCUUGUGCACAGAGUGGAUAUCCAGAUAGGUACAGAGCUAUCAAUUUAGAGAAAACAGAUGCCAAUUUACGACAGGACCAUGAGGACGAUGUAUCAGCUAUAGAUGCUACAAACCUUGUAGGUGUUUCAGAACAGCCAUUGGAGUACCCUAGCAAAGAAAUUUCCUUGAGGCCGAGUCAUGCUGCUCGUGUAGGAUGUCAUUAUGGGGGUGAUAACGAGAUUGGCAGUGGAAUGCAAAGGGUAGAAGAAUAUAGGACAUUCGAGAAAGGAAGUUUAGAUAAAGGGGAUGAUGUCUCUGAAACCUCCAUGGAGGAUACAUCUGAAUUGGACAUAACUCCUGACGACGUUGUUCGCAUAAUUGGCCGUAAACAUUUUUGGAAAGCUAGAACCGCUAUUUCCACUCAACAAAGAUUGUUUGCUGUUCAAAUAUUCGAGUUGCACAGAUUGAUAAAGGUACAAAAACUUAUUGCAGAAUCCCCAGAUUUGCUGCUAGAAGGCACUACUUUUGUGGGUAAAUCUUCUUUGAAGGAUUCUGCUGUUAAGAAAUAUUCUUCAGAGUUUGCAGUAAAAGCUCUUGCUCGUAAGAGCUCGUCAAAAGAUGAUUCCCACAAGGCAACUGAUAAGAUGGAAGGUACAGCUGAGAAUGCAGUUACUAAGUCACCUUCGGUCCCAACUCAAAAUGCUAUCCAGCCUGCGGCUUAUCAGCCUUCCUCUGUCAACACAGGCUCAUCAUUUCCACCAGCUAAUAUGGAUCCGAAAAUGAAUCCCUGGAGCUUCCAUCAACCAGGCCCUCAUCAAUGGUUGGUGCCUGUGAUGUCCCCUUCAGAAGGUCUCGUAUACAAGCCAUAUCCUGCACCUGGAUUUACAGGCCCAGUUUGUGGGCCUGAAGGCCUUACACCUGUGAUGAAUCCGGCUUAUGGAAUGCCAACUCCACCUUAUCUACAAGGGAUGGGAAUGCCACCAGGCAUGCAUUUUGGCGGGCAGGGUUACUUUCCUCCAUAUGGCAUGCCCAUGAUGAGCCCAAGUGUAUCAGGCUCAACUGUAGAGCAACUGAACCAGUUCUCAGGUCCAAACCUAUAUAGUCAAACAGGUCAGCCUGUAGGGACCAGUGCUAAUUUUGGCAGCAUGCAACAUCAGGGUUCGUUCAAUAUGCCUAGUCAAAAGAAUGGAACCAUUGCGCCUUCUGCAAGACCCCGCCCCCCCAAGGAACGUGAGCUGCAAGGAAGCACGGCUAGCAGCCCUAGUGAAAGAACACAGGAAACAGGGACAGUUCCGCUCAUGGAAGGAAGAGACGCACUUCCUCUUUUUCCUGCGGCUCCAGCCACCCAGAUUUCUGAGGGCUCUCCAUCUGAAAAGCAAACUAGAGUAAUCAGAGUUGUUCCACAAAAAUCUACAAGGGAAUCAGCUGCACGUAUUUUCCAGUCUAUACAGGAUGAAAGACGGCACUACGAGUACAACUAAACUCACUUUGACUGGGGUUCAUGAAUACGAUGAUUCUCGGUGAUUUGAUCCUCAUAAUUUUGCAGCUUUAACUGUUCUUAUUUUGUAACAUAUUUCGUAUCUUGUAGAAUUCUUGUGUCUGAUCUGGUUAUAGGGUUACUGAUGUGUAGAUAUUGUAUUUCCUCGAGUUUACAACUAAUCUAUGUAAGAGGCUAGAAUGUCCCUGGAAUUUCUGUUUCUGUUUUGGAUUUUAUCAAAGAGAUAUUCACAAUGAUCUAUGUAUAUGAUAUGAACACAAUUUAUCUGUAACAGUCCUAAGCAGCUAAGCUUGAUAUCUCUUGAAGAUUUGAGCCUAGUAUAGCCUAGUUAUUACA